CAAAAUUUGAAACGUAAAUGUUUAUGGUGAGAGCGGAGAAAAAGAAGAGUGUGCGAGAGUGAGAGGAAGACAGGCUCCCACUUUGUUUGAUAAAUGCUAAAUUUGAGUCUGUUAUCCAAUUUAAGGUGUUUCCUUCUCUGAACUGACGCACUAAGCAAUUACAAAGUAGUAUUGUUGUUGUUGUUGCGUUGCUUUGUCACCAAAAAAUGAGUGGUGAGCAAAAAGAAAAACACGACACACCUUCCUCCAAACCAACCGUUUCUCCUCCACUUCACAAGGUGCGUGAUCCAAUGGAUGAAACUGAAGGUUCGCGUGUUAAAACUGAUAGUCAUUGGAAGAGACAGAAUCUUGAGCUGGAAAUACCCCGAGAGUCUUCUUCUCAGGAUUUUGUUCCGAUAAGGUUGCCACUCACACCAAGUCCAACUCCUAGUCAUAAAAAAGUGAACUUUCUCGUGACUUCUCGCUCUGUUGAUGCUCCAAGGCCUUCAUCAUACAGAGGCAAAUCUUCCAUGAGAAGCAUAUUACCAAAAUUGGGGUUCAGGAAUCGGCCAUCGCUUGAUGUUGAAAAGGCUAUUCCUGCUGCUGCAGAACCUUCCUUUUCUGGCCAGGACAAGUCUUCAAUUUCGAGAUCAGUGUCCCUCACCAAGAUAUUCAAUCCUCUCAUUAAGAGAACUUCAUCGUUACCUGUGGAAGAAAUUGCGCGUGCAAACGCAGAAUCUGCUCUUGCUACUUCUCCAUGUAGAAGAGAGAUCCAGGGGAUGAUUGCUCGUUCUCGUUCAGUGCCUGUCAAUAACAACGAAAAAGGCAUAAGGAAAUUGGAUUCAGUUUUCCGCAUUAUUCCUUCAACCCCUCGCGUAAAUGAAGUGAAUGAAACAACAAAGAAUACUGAAAAUGGUGACGGUGAAGACAUUGCUGAAGAGGAAGCCGUGUGCAGAAUUUGUCUGGUUGAUCUAUGUGAAGGAGGUGAGACAUUAAAGAUGGAAUGCAGCUGCAAAGGUGAACUUGCUCUGGCUCACCAAGAAUGUGCUGUUAAAUGGUUUAGUAUCAAGGGUAACAAGACCUGUGAUGUGUGCAAGGAGGAGGUUCGGAACCUCCCGGUCACUCUCUUGCGGAUACGAAGUGUUCAAACUCAGAAUACUGGAGCAACUUCCGAGCAUGGAGAUGAAUACAGGGCUUGGCAGGAACUCCCAGUGCUUGUCAUUGUCAGCAUGCUAGCCUAUUUCUGUUUCCUUGAGCAGCUGUUGGUUGGAAAAAUGGGAACCAAGGCAAUUUUCAUCUCUCUUCCAUUUUCUUGUGUCCUGGGCCUACUCUCCUCCGUGACAUCAUCAACCAUGGUGAAGAGCAGGUUCAUAUGGAUUUAUGCAUCUGUCCAAUUUGUGUUGGUGGUCUUAUUCGGCCAUGUAUUCUACCCCUUGGUUGGUAAGCAUGCGGUUUUGUCGAUCCUUCUUGCAACAUUUGCUGGAUUUGGUGUUGUGAUGAGUGGAAGUUCAAUUGUUUUGGAGUUUUCUAGAUGGAGAAGAAGGUGGCAAGCUUUAUCAGAGCAGCAGCAUGGUUCUCUAGAUGGGAUAACAAUUCAGAGCUGAAUCGGUUUCUGUAUGUGGUUUCUUUCAUAGUGUGAAGUGUGAACUAAGCUAAGGGAAUUGGCAGAACAGAACUAAUUUGCCAAUUGUCAUUAAGCUGUGGCAGGAUUUUACUACUGUGUACAUGUGCAUGAGACUUCAUUGUACAGCUUAUAUUGUCGUAAAAGAGAAUAAACAUAGGAGUGGAGUUUCUCUUGCUGUGGAAUUUUUUUUGUUUAUUUCUUUGUACUAAGAGCAAAAUAAAAAUGCUUCCGGCCUUUAUUUUUUAUGCA
Cajanus cajan (pigeon pea) is the source of this 1852-nucleotide messenger RNA. RefSeq lists its product as uncharacterized. Gene Ontology annotation, molecular function: zinc ion binding. The record is from RefSeq and is a predicted model, not a curated record. NCBI's taxonomy places the organism in Eukaryota, Viridiplantae, Streptophyta, Magnoliopsida, Fabales, Fabaceae.